Candida tropicalis MYA-3404 is the source of this 1698-nucleotide messenger RNA. RefSeq lists its product as uncharacterized. The transcript has a single exon. Gene Ontology annotation, biological process: amino acid transmembrane transport. The record is from RefSeq and is a predicted model, not a curated record. Gene Ontology annotation, cellular component: membrane. Bases 1 to 1698 code for a protein of 565 amino acids. Gene Ontology annotation, molecular function: amino acid transmembrane transporter activity. NCBI's taxonomy places the organism in Eukaryota, Fungi, Ascomycota, Pichiomycetes, Serinales, Debaryomycetaceae.
AUGGGAGCAAAAGAAGCUAACUUGAUUACAUCUGUAUCCUCAAUUCAUGAAUCGGGCUAUCAACGCUCUGAUGAAGAAAAAAAUAUGCCAUACAAAGAAAAAGGUAAUGAAAGUAUCUCAGAAACUUCAUUAGACCCUGCCUUGGGUCCAGAUACCCUUGCUAGAGGUCUUAAAAGUAGACACUUGUCAUUGAUUGCCCUUGGUGGUUCUAUUGGUACUGGUUUGUUCCUUGGAUCUGGUUUGAUUUUGGCUACCUGUGGUCCUGCCAGUUUGUUACUCGCCUUUAUAACCAUGUCUGUUGUUGUCUACAAUGUCAUGGAAUAUUUUGCUGAGAUUGUUCUUUUCCGCCCUAUCCCAGGUAAUGGUCCUAUUGCUUUUGUCAAUGACUAUCUUUCACCUUCCUUUGGUUUUGCAGUUGGUUACAACUACUGGUACUCUUUUAGUAUUUUGGUGGGUGCUGAAGUUACAGCUGCUGCCAUGCUUAUUGAAUACUGGACCACUGCUGUUCCUAUUGCCGUUUGGAUCACAAUUCUUCUCGGAUUCAUUGUUGCAUUAAACUUCUUACCCGUUAAGUUUUAUGGGGAAACUGAAUACUGUUUAGUGUUGAUUAAAGUUAUUGUUCUUAUUAUCUUGAUUAUCACCGGUUUGGUAAUCAUGCUUGGUGGAGCACCAAAUCACGACAGAUUAGGUUUCAGAUACUGGAAGGACGGGUUUGCGUUCAGUCAGUAUUUGGUGUCUGGAUCAACAGGUAGAUUCUUGGGUUUUUGGACUGCCAUCAUUAAAUCUGGUUUCUCAUUUAUCACUGGUCCAGAGUUGAUUUCCACUGCUAUUGGUGAAACUGUUGGUCCAAGACAAAACGGCAGUAAAGCCGCUCGUCGUUUCAUUUACAGAUUGAUCUUCUUUUACGUUGUUGGUAGUUUAAUCAUUGGUGUUAUUGUUAGUUCCACCAAUCCAAGAUUAAUUGGUAGUGGAUAUGACGCUUCUGCUUCUCCAUUUGUAAUUGGUAUUCAAAAUGCUGGUAUCUCCGCUUUGGAUCAUGUCAUCAAUGCAGCAAUCUUGUCAUCUGCCACUUCUGCCGGUAACUCCUUCUUAUACUCCAGUUCUAGAAUGUUGUUCUCCAUGGCUGAACGUGGUAAUGCUCCAAAGAUCUUUGCCAAAGUUAACAAAUACGGUGUUCCUUACUACUCUGUUGCCGUUUCAUCUGCUUUUGGUUUGUUGGCUUACUUGAAUGUGUCAUCUUCCUCUGCUACUGUCUUCACCUGGUUGUCUAAUCUUUCCACCAUUUCUGGUUUCAUUGGAUGGGCUACCGUUGGAGUUGCCUACAUUCGUUGGAGAAAAGCCGUUGUUUUGAAUGGUCUUAUGGAUAGACUCCCAUACAGAUCAAAAUUGCUUCCAUUCGGUGCCUACUUUGUUGUUAUCUUCUUAUCCAUCAUUAUCAUUACCAAUGGUUAUGCUGUUUUCUUUGACUUUAACAUUGGUGAUUUCUUGGCUGCUUAUAUUACCUUACCAAUCGUUGUCGUUUUGUAUUUCGGUCACGUUAUCUACUCUCGCAUGGUUCUUGGUGACACCGACUGGGUUAUUCCAGUUGAAAAUAUCGACUUGAUUACUCAUUUGGAUGAAAUUGAACAAGAAGAACUUGAUUACGUUGUCCCUGUUCCAAAGAAUUUCUUGGAAAGAAUCUGGUUCUGGAUUUGCUAG